GUUACUAAGCAGAAGGAUCCUGAUACUGGGCAACAAUCAAUGCUUUUUCAGAUUGAUUAUCCUGAGAUUGCUGAAACUACUGGGGUCACGCCAAGGCAUCGUUUUAUGUCUGCCUAUGAGCAGAGGAUAGAGCCUCCUGAUAGAAAAUGGCAAUAUCUUCUUUUUGCUGCCGAGCCAUAUGAAACGAUUGCAUUCAAAGUACCUAGUCGAGAAGUCGAUAAGGAUCCUAAAAAGAUGUGGACACACUGGAAUAAAGAAACUAAACAAUUUUUUCUGCAGUUCGCUUUCAAGUUAGAUAACCAAUCUUCAUCCGCUCAGAUGCUUCGAGAUUUGGAGAUACAAAAAGCACGUGCACAGCAAGCUCAGCUGCAAUUGCAACUUCCUCCACCACCUCCACCUCCUCCUCCUCCUCCACCUCCACCUCUUAAUGUUGUUAUAACAACCCCUACUUCUAACACCAAUCCUGGUCUGCUUACCUUACCGUCUGUAGUGCCCUCUACACUUACUCUGGCCUCUCUUUCAUUAUCCUCUACUUUAGGUGUCCCUCCACCACCUGCCCCUCCCCCUCCACCUGUUGGUGUCCCUCCUCCUGUUGGAACUCUUCACUCUGGCAUGCCUCCGCCUCCUCCACCUCCGCCUCCUCCUCCUCCUCCUCCACCACCACCAACUGCUUUAGCUCAUUUGACCGGUAUAUAA
Messenger RNA from Protopolystoma xenopodis, 696 nucleotides. The record is from the annotation of a GenBank genome assembly. NCBI's taxonomy places the organism in Eukaryota, Metazoa, Platyhelminthes, Monogenea, Polystomatidea, Polystomatidae.